AUGAGCACAUUACCAUCCACCAGCAAGAGGCAGAGCCAAGCAUGCCAGGAAUGCCGGCGACGCAAGCUACGAUGCGACGGUAAACAGCCGCAAUGUUCCACAUGCGAGAAUGCCGGCAUCGAAUGCAACAUCGACCGUAACCGUGCACCCCGUGGCCCCAAGAAGGGCUAUAUCACCGCAUUGCAGAACAAGAUUGAAACACUCGAAAGCCGCCUUCGGGAACAAGAACAGCAUCAUCCCGAUUGGUCGGAGAGUCUGGAAUAUGGCGACGAAACGCUUCAUCCGGUGACAUCACAUCUGCCUGUGAUUCUUGACUGUCUGGACGACUCUGGACUACAUAGAGAUCUCCUUACAAUUCAAUCAACUCCUCUAGCAUCGGAGCUAGACACAUCUAUCAGCACCUAUUCUGGCAUCAACGUGGCAUCAACGUCAAUGACCCUUCCAUCAGAUCAUACACCCGCGAUAUCCAUAUCGGAAUGCGGUAGGAGUUGCAACCUACACAUCACUGAUCUUAUGCAAGACGAGCUGGACCAGUUAUACUUUGACAGAAUACAUGCCGCCGUUCCCAUACUGCACCAGCGAAGGUAUCUUUCAUGGUCAAGGCUCUCUGAAAAGACGAGGUCGCGAAGCUGCCUUCAGCAUGCCGUCUGGGCGGCAGCAUCGCUCGUGUCAGCGCAUUUUCAGCACCUGCAGCACACACUCUACCCAGAGGUAAAGAGGCUUCUUGCUACUACAGCCCCGGCAAAGAUCCCUGGUGGGCAGGAUCUUGCAGUUGAUGUUGAACUAGUCCAAGCGUGGGUCUUAAUAACCACUUUCGAGUUCAUCAGGAUGUAUCACUAUGAAGCAUGUCUUAGUGCGGCUCACACAUUCCGACUUGCACAGUUAAUGGGACUGCAUAAAGUUGACGUUCUAGAUAAUCUACCUUCUAUAAACGAAAGAGACUUUAUUACAGUAGAAGAAAGACGCCGGGUGUUCUGGAUGGCUUUUACGCUUGAAAUUCUCCUUAGCAUGCACAGCAACCUACCUCUGGUAGUAAACGAGCACAUGAUCACGACCCUUCUUCCCGUACCUGACCACGACUUCCAGAAUGGUCAACUGACCGAGACCGGCUUUCUCCACGACCUACUAAGCAAGCGGAGCGAGACGGUCAAAUGGCCAUUCAAUGAAUGCAUAAUGCUUGCAGCAGUUUGCGCACGGGCAUCUUCCUAUUCACCGAAGAGCUUUAACCACCUUCAAUCCGGUCAUCAAGACGGUGACCACGUUGAUCGGCAGAAAUGGCUGUGCAAUACCCUGAUUCUGCGCCUACAGACUCUGGAAGAGGACUACCCUAGUCAGAAGAACUCAUCCGACCUGUCAUUGCUAUUUGCCAACCUUUUGGCUCAAGCAUCAAUCAUCUAUCUUUGUGGAGAAGCUCAAUCUUCAGACUGGCAAACUGGGAGCCCGGAUAGUGAGAACCCCCUGCAAAACGGAAGUCAUCAACUGGCGAUUGGUGCUGCACAACGUAUACUAGAACUUUCCCGCUCACUCAUAGACUUCCCCGUCAGCAAGAUUCACCCUUUUACACCGAUUCCUCUAUGUCUCGCUGUCAGAUUUCUAUCCACGAAAAGGUCGAAUCCUAUGGCUGCCGAUCUUCUACAGGUACCUCAGUUGGAGUACACAGGACAAAUACAACAUCAGUUUGACAAGGGGGGAGGGGGUGUCUCCAGCAAUUCAUUUAUAAUUGUGACCCUACAAGCUUUGUUUACAAUGAAACCAGAUACAUGUACGCCCUGGCUAGGUCCUGUCGCCCGUCUUCUACGCCUAAACGUAUACGGUACGGAUACGGCAGCAGCAGUAGUAAUAAUGGUGUACUGGGAUUGUAGUAAUAAGCCUGGAUCAUACGAGUACACGUCGGGUACUUGUACAAGGCCCACAGCUAAGGUCGAGCCACGGUAUGACCUCGCAGAGACUUGA
Trichoderma atroviride IMI 206040 is the source of this 1953-nucleotide messenger RNA. The record is from RefSeq and is a predicted model, not a curated record. Lineage: Eukaryota; Fungi; Ascomycota; Sordariomycetes; Hypocreales; Hypocreaceae.